Peronospora matthiolae is the source of this 1812-nucleotide messenger RNA. Lineage: Eukaryota; Oomycota; Peronosporomycetes; Peronosporales; Peronosporaceae. The record is from the annotation of a GenBank genome assembly.
AUGCAGCUGCUAGAGACGUGGGCGACAGCGCGACUCGAGGCUCUAGGCGUCGACCGAGUGUUUGCGCCCUACAUCGUAAGCAUGCUCCCGUCUCCUACAAACAACGACGAAGACUGUAUCGAAGACGCCAAGCGCAACAUCCACGAGGUGCUCAUGGGGUGGCUCGCACCCGAAGACGAGGAAUGUGUGCAGGAGUUUGUCGAUGAGCUGGUGCAGCUGGCAGCGAAUGCCGUGCAGCUUACAGAUGCGGCAACAGCUUUGACGGUACAGUGCAAUGGCAAUGGCUCGCGUGCAAAGGACGAUAUUCAUCAGAUGGUUGACCAAGGAGAAGAGCUCAAGGCCUCGGCGCCGACUUUCGUGCCUCGUCAGUUGCUGUCACCAGCUGUGGCUGAGUUUCACCCGACAACGACGAGACUCGAAGCUGGUUCUGGUCGAGACGUACAGACGAUGCCGUUGUCGCUGUCGCCAAUCGAUGCGUCAACGACUCGUUUGCAGAGCAGAAAGGUCGAUGAGAAGACUGGUACGGACGACGGGGAGCAAGUGGACGAUGAGCAGGACGGUGAUGACGAUGCGAUGCAGAAUGAAGACAGUUUCUUUUGGUCUGUGGCCUACGAGUUAGUGAGCCACUUGCAACUGAAGUUCCAGGAUAUCGAUCCCGAUCGAAUGUGCGAGCUCUUGCGGCUUGUUGGACUGGAUGUGGACAAGGCUCAUGCCGUACUAAAGGUGACGAUUGAGCGUGAGUCGGUCGGACCCAGUCAAGUGUGCCGCCACUACAUGCAAGGUGACUGUCGCCGCGCAGAUUGCAUGUUUCUGCACGACACGGACUCGAUCACGUGUCGCUUCUGGCUGCGUGGCACGUGUUUGCAAGCAGAGCACUGCGUUUUCGCCCACGAUUUUUGUGAAUACUAUUCCAUGGACGAGGAUGCACUGGGCAGGCGCGACUACGAUAGCGAAGACGAAUCGGACCAGAGUAGCGCAUUCCUGGACAUUCAAGCGGAAGACAUGUUCCCGUCUCUCCAGAGCGUCUCGAAAGCUCCUUUUGCUGCGCGACAACCCCAAGGAAAUGGUGACACCAUGUCAUCCGACUUUGCCAUCGAUGCGUACCCGUCGACGAGCGAUGUCGUGGCGAAUCUCACCAUGAACUUUGCUCGCGCUGUAUCACUACAACCAAGACACGCUGGGGUCAAUCCUGGGUCGGGCAAUGGUAGCAAUGGCAUGCAUUCGAAGCGACAACUGCCGCCUCCACCUUCCACGCACCGCCUGCUAUACCACAAGGCUGGGAGCAGUGAAGGCAUUGGGACCAAGUGGCUCUCAACAGGCGAAGCCGUGGCGACACAGUAUCUGAAGCUGCGUGAACAGGCCUAUGGAAUGGCUUGCGCGCGCAACAAAUGCUUCAUGGGUGCCACACAGGCGUAUCGAAGCGGUAAUAAAGCGCUGGCUAGAGGACUGUCAAGGCAAGGGCGCGAGUACAAUACCAAGAUGAAGCACCUUCACUUUUUGGCCGCGUCCGAGAUUUUCGAGUCGCGGAAUCCGCCGAGCCAGUUGUACAUGGAUCGAAUGAUGGACCUCCAUGGACUCCACGUCGCCGAGGCUGUCGAAUUUCUAUCCCAAAUGUUGCCCAAGUUAGCAGAUGAAGGCGUGGACAGCAUCUACUUAGUCACAGGCUCCGGGCACCAUUCCAAGGGACCUGACGGCAACGCGCGUCUACUACCAGCAGUCGAGCGCUUUUUAGUCGGUGAGGGCUACCAGUUUUCACGCGUGGCUGACGGCGCCGGGUUUGUGGGAAUGCUGCUUGUAGAUCUGCAGUGGUAA